Auxenochlorella protothecoides is the source of this 879-nucleotide messenger RNA. RefSeq names its product Cyclin-T1-4. The record is from RefSeq and is a predicted model, not a curated record. The coding region runs from base 1 to 879 and encodes 292 amino acids. Gene Ontology annotation, biological process: regulation of transcription by RNA polymerase II. Gene Ontology annotation, cellular component: nucleus. Gene Ontology annotation, molecular function: cyclin-dependent protein serine/threonine kinase regulator activity. Lineage: Eukaryota; Viridiplantae; Chlorophyta; Trebouxiophyceae; Chlorellales; Chlorellaceae. The transcript has 6 exons.
AUGUCGGUCAAUCGCAAGCACGGCGUAUCUCCCGCUCUCGAGAAUCGCAUGAAGCGCUCGGCCAUAGACCUCAUCGCGCAUGCCGGGAAGGCCCUCAAUAUGGACCAUGUUGCGAUGGGCACAGCAGUGGUCAUCUUCCACAGGUAUUACGCCACCCACUCCUUUCUCCUGAACGACAAGUUUCUCAUUGCGAUGGCAUGUCUCUACCUGGGAGGCAAGCUGGAGGACACCCCCAAGAGCGCCCGCGAUGUCAUCACAGCAUGCUGCAUGCGGCGCUAUGGGCCAGAGGUCGCGGGGCUCUCUCUCCGCAACCAUGACUUUCUCACAGCAGCAAGGGAACGGCUCUUCCUGGCCGAGAGGGCUGUGCUGUAUGCCCUGCGCUUCGAUGUCGCCAUAGAGCACCCCUUUGGCACGAUGCUGGCCGCGCUGAGGAGGCCGGCGCUGACGCGAGUGUGGCAGGAGUGGGGCCAGGCUCACCCCGGCUCCGUCAGCUUCCAGCAGAUGUGCAUCAACCUGCUGAACGACAGCUACAAGCUGCCGCUGUGCCUAAUGUUCCCAGCGUGCCAUGUUGCGCUGGCGUGCAUCUGGACGGUGAUGAAGGUGCUCAGGAUCCCGACCCGCCUCAGCGACGACGGCGUCACCCCCUGGUGGCAGGAGCAUGGAAUGCAGCAUGAGGAUCUCAAAGAGAUAUCCUGCAUGCUGCUGGAGCGGCUGUACCAUGCAGACGACGGCGCUGGAGGCACUGUGGGACCGGUAAGUGCUGCCUGCCCCACUCCCACUCCCCCAAAGCAGCUGCGUGCCGUAGGAGUGAAGCGCAAGGCAGGGGAGACCGGCGGCGCGGAGGAGUACAACGACCUCUUUGACGAGCUGCUGGCGUGA